UGGCGGCAGCAGUAUUAUCGUGUACAGUCAGGUUUCUGUUGUAAAAAAUACUCGCCACCGGUUUCGAAGGUCUUUUACAGUUUGACACUUUCCAAAAGCAUUGCGCUUUGGGAUUUCAGUCUUGUUAGAGAUGGCGAAUAUAAGGUUCUUAUGCGUGCAAACGGCUUUAAUGUGCUGGCUAUCUUUUGGCACCGCACAGUUGCCGCAUCCUGGCUGCACCUUCACAUCGGAAGCUCUGCUGAGCUGCAGUGCCCUCGAUAUUGUCAUUCCCACCAAUUUCGAUGUGAACCGCAUUCCGACGUCCACGCAAAAAUUGGUUAUCGGCGUGAAUAAUGAACUGGAAGAAGUGAUCAUGAGUGCGCGGGCGACUCCCCUGCCAGCCAGCCUUGAGGCGUUGCGCGAGGUGACACUCUACGGAGUCAACAGCUUUUCGGACGAUGUUAACCAGGCCGGAGUGGCGGUCCCUUUUUUGUCCAAUGUCCGCGGCAAUAUUGCGUAUCUCAAUCUGAAAUACUCGUUUAUGGGGAAUUUGAGCGCAGAGGCUUUCCAAGGAUUCUCCCGGUUGGAGCGGUUGCGCUUGGAAACCUGUCGAAUUCAGACCGUGCAUGUGCGAGCGCUGGCGGGGUUGGCAGCGUUGCGGGAAGUAGAUCUGUCGGGCAAUCAGAUGGAAACGUUAGAUUGGUCGGUGUUCCAACCGGUGGCAGAUAAUCUUGAGCACAUUGCAAUCCGAUGGGUUACCCCUCUGAAAUCACUGACACUGAGCCGCAACUUCACCUUCGCCAAACCCAUCGGCCGCCUGCUCGACGACGCCGGGCUCCUCCGAUUUCCCUCGACAGGCAUCCUCGACACCAUGAGAAUAACGAAUGGAACAACGAAAGGUACAACGAAGGGAACAACAAAGGGAACAACAAAGGGAACAACGAAUGGAACUACGAAGGGAACAACGAAGGGAACAACGAAUGGAACUACGAAGGGAACAACUACGAAAACAACGAAUGGAACAACGAAGGGAACAACGAAUGGAACAACGCAUGGAACAACUAUGAAAACAACAAAGGGAACAACGAAUGGAACAACGAAGGGAACAACUAUGAAAACAACGAUGGGAACAACGACUGGAACAACGAAUGGAACAACGACGAGGACAACGAAUGGAACAACGAUGGGAACAACUAUGAAAACAACGAUGGGAACAACGACGAGAACAACGAAUGGAACAACGAUGGGAACAACGAAUGGAACAACAAAGGGAACAACGAUGGGAACAACGACCAGAACAACGAAUGGAACUACGAAGGGAACAACUAUAACUACAACGAAGGGAACUACAAAUGGAGCAACGAAUGCAACAACAAGGGGAACGACGAUGGGAACAACGACAAGAACAACGGAUGGAACUACGAAGGUAACAACUAUAAAUACAACGAAGGGAUCUACAAAUGGAACAACAAGUGCAACAACAAGGGGAUCGACGAUGGGAACAACGAAGGGAACAACCACAAGAACGACGGAUGGAACUACGAAGGAAGCAACGAAUGGAACAACUAAGGGAACAACUAACGGAACAACGGGGGUGACUACUACUAAGCCGACGGAUGCGACGAAUCCGGGCGGUGCUGCUGCCAGCCAUGAAGCUGCCUCCGGAAUCGUGCUCAUCUUUGUUGUGAUGUCUAUGAAUAAGUGUGGGCUGCUGUGGUGAAAUCCAUCCCCGUCCAGUAAUCUUCGUCAAUUUCAUCUGUUUUUGAUUUAAAUACGAUGCCCUUUCAGCUUUUUAUUUCUGAAACAAGUCUGCUUUCUCAGUCAUUUUCAUGAACUCUCGCAUUUGACCAUUUCUGGUGAGCAUUGCCUUAUUCCGGUUAACGUAAUCUGUGAGGUUUGCCAUAGCAUUAUUUGUGGUUAUAAGGUUUUUGAAAGUUACAAUAAUUUUUUUUAGAACACAGCAACGAUAUACGUAAUAUUGAAAUAUAAUAA
Molecule: messenger RNA, 1971 nt
Organism: Paramacrobiotus metropolitanus
Lineage: Eukaryota; Metazoa; Tardigrada; Eutardigrada; Parachela; Macrobiotidae
Product: putative per-hexamer repeat protein 5
Exons: 3
Coding region: 131-1699 (522 amino acids)
Molecular function (GO): protein binding
Source: RefSeq, a predicted model, not a curated record